Oncorhynchus tshawytscha (Chinook salmon) is the source of this 569-nucleotide messenger RNA. RefSeq names its product phosphatidylinositol 3,4,5-trisphosphate 5-phosphatase 1-like. The record is from RefSeq and is a predicted model, not a curated record. NCBI's taxonomy places the organism in Eukaryota, Metazoa, Chordata, Actinopteri, Salmoniformes, Salmonidae. Bases 221 to 499 code for a protein of 92 amino acids. The transcript has 3 exons.
UUACAGCUUUCGACUCACUAACAGGAAGAGAGAGAGAGAGAGAGUAAGAGAGAAACAGAGAGUAAGGGAGAGAGCAAGAGAGAAGACUGUGAGAAACAUGUCUGUAGCUGAGUGUUUUCAGUAGAGAACUGAACUCUGUCUGUAGCUGAAUGUUUUCAGUAGAGAACUGAACUCUCUAGCUGAGUGUUUUCAGUAGAGAACUGAACUCUGAAGAACCAGGAUGUCUACGUCGUACCAGCCAUGGCACCAUGGUAAUAUCACCCGGUCUAAGGCUGAGGAUCUGCUCUCCAAAGCAGCUAAGGAUGGGAGCUUCCUCCUCCGGGACAGUGAGUCCAUACAGGGUGCCUACGCCCUCUGUGUUCUGUUCCAGAACUGUGUGUAUACCUACAGGAUCCUACCCAAUGAGGAGAGGAAACUCUCUGUCCAGUUGCAGGAGGUUUUGAAUGAUCCCCUAGCGUGGGCGUAUGACAAGCCACAACGUUCAUCUCGUGGUGCUUAACAGAAAAGAACGGAAACUUCACAAAGAAAAACAACAUCCACAGUUGCAGUGAAAGGGGCUAUAAAAAAAA